Molecule: messenger RNA, 2028 nt
Organism: Symbiodinium necroappetens
Lineage: Eukaryota; Dinophyceae; Suessiales; Symbiodiniaceae
Source: the annotation of a GenBank genome assembly
AUGCUCUACCGGAACAUCGGAGAUGACAGCGUGUGGGCGAAAGCGCAGCUGUCACAGCCAACGAAGGCCCAGCUUGCUGCGAAGGCCGCCGCGAAGGCCGCCAAGGCCGUGAACGCGAGAUCACGAAACCUGGCUUCGGGGAAGCCCAGGUCCGCCCAGGAGAUCUUGGCCAGCUUCCGGAAUAACUGGAAGGACAAGGUGGCCGAGCCCGAGGAGCCCGAGGACGCGAAGAAACCAGAUCCAAACCCAGACCAGGUCAAGGACAAGCCGGAGGAGGCCAAGUCUAAGAAGCGGGACUCAAAGGCGCGGGACUCCUCAGAGUCCUCGGAGUCCGCAGAAAGGAAGAAGCGCCAGAGGUCACGGCCCCCCCCCCCCCUUACGGCCUUAGUGAAGCUGCCCUCCUGUGCCCGGGCCAUGGCCACUGCCGGGCUUCUGGCCAAGCUCUCCGAAAUCCAAGAGCAGCAGACUACGUCCUCUUCCCACAUACAGCUUCUUCGAGACCAGCACCGCGAGUGGCAGCGGUCGGUGGAUGAACUUCUCGCGGACAUUCGGAGCCAAGCAGAGGGCGUUCCGGUGUCGGCUCCAGUGGUUCAGGAGGCUCCUGAGAAACAGAAGGACACCGAUCCUGCUUCAAAUGAAGACAACGAGGACGGAAACGACGAGCCAAACAGAGCAUCCAUAUCCUUCACUAGAAGGUCAAUGAGCACGGAAUCUUUGUUGAGGUCGCGGAACACCGUUGCCCAGAACUUCCCGGCGGGGCCACUGCGCAAGCUCGUCACCGAGGUGUUGAACGAUAGCAAGGCAGCCCCCAAGGAGCUCUCCUGGCUGGGCCGCCUCCGCGCAAAGGCAGCUCUGAUCGUCCAGUCCUCGUGGUUUGAGUUCGGCGCCGGGGUGAUCAUCCUCCUGAACCUUGUGACGAUCGGCAUCGAAGCUCAGCUCUCCUUGCACAGCGGCGAGACCUACAACGGCAACUUCUGGCCAGGAGGCGUGGAGAGGAUCUUCCUGGCUAUCUACAGCAUCGAGGCGCUGCUGCGCCUGGUCGCUGGCGGCUUCAUGAUCUUCCUAGACCUCUGGUUCCUGUUGGAUGUGGCCCUUGUCAUCGUUGGGUUGCUUGCGCUCCUGAUUGUGCCCGCUGUCGCUGGCAACUCUGGGGACAUCGAUGGCUUCGAGAGACUGCUCGUUGUGCGAGGCUUGCGCUUGUUUCGACUCGUCCGAGCUUGGCGGAUGCUGCGGCACUUCAAGAUUGUGUGGCGGCUGAUCUACGGGCUGAUGAAUGCAGGGCAAACGAUCAUCUCCACCACUAUGUUGAUCAUGGUCUCCUUGUUCAUCUUCGCUUGCGUCGCCGUGGAGGUCAUCGCGAAGGAUGAGUACUUGGCUCGUGCUGAGGCCACCGCCGAGAUCGUGGAGAAGCAGUUCUUCGGCCUUAAUCGGGCGAUGGUGACCCUGAUGCAGUUCGUAACGCUCGACAACCUCUCGGAUGUGUAUUACCCGCUCAUCAUGACCAGACCUUGGCUCUGUUUGUACUUCUUUCCUAUUCUGGUCUUCAUCUCCAUUGGUCUGAUGAAUCUGGUCACGGCCGCCCUCGUGGAAAACGCCAUGCAAACGGCAGCACUCGAAGCUGAAGAGGAACGCCUGAAGUUGAAGAAGAGGGUGCGGGGUGCCUUACCCUCCCUUAUCGAGAUCUUCCACGCCUUGGACACGGACCGCAGUGGGCUGCUGACACAUGAGGAGGUGGUCAACGUGCCGUUGGAUGUCCUGCCUCCCAGGGUCCUUGAUGCCAUCUACGUGGAAAGCAUGGCAGACAUCUUUGACUACUUGGAUGUGGAUGGAACAGGGCAGCUUUCACAAAUGGAGUUUGUUGAGGGACUGUUGAAUCUUUGCUUGAUGGACAUGCCCAUCUCCACCAUCCAGUCGCUGAAGCUUCUGCAGUUGAUCCGUGGCUUGUUGGGCAAAGUCGACAAGGAGGUAACGUCGCUGAAGGCACACGUUCAAGCAAUCGGUCAGACGGGGCACGUAGAGCUGGUCUGA